Molecule: messenger RNA, 1744 nt
Organism: Podospora pseudocomata
Lineage: Eukaryota; Fungi; Ascomycota; Sordariomycetes; Sordariales; Podosporaceae
Exons: 3
Coding region: 560-1594 (344 amino acids)
Source: RefSeq, a predicted model, not a curated record
CGCGCAACAUUCAGAAAGACGACACAAGUCGGAUAUCCUGCACCUCACACGUUUCAGUGGCUUCCUUUCAGGACUUUGGACGAUACGACAUGCAUUUCUUCUACCAUGGCUCCAGGCUAGGCCUGCUUUGUGGAACAACCUCAGAUGUGAGGUCGGAAGGUCGCUUAGAUAAAGAUCUAUCCGACUUGGUUCAUUCGUAACUCUACUCACCAAUAUCCGGCAAAUCACAUCUCCACAGCCCUACCCAGCCGCGCCUCUCAUAUUCAAUCUACAUCUGCCUGAAUAUCCCCACCUAUGAUUUCGCGUCAAAGAUUCCCCGAGGGUGGGAACUCACUUAAGCUCCCAGUUUGCCAAGAAUAUCUAUUGUUUUUCGGAUGCCGGCAAGUGUUGUUAUAGGAUUUCAUCUAUCUCUACUCUAUUACUGACCGAGCUGCAGUUAACUCAUGGCUUUGUCAACAUGACCGGUUCCUUCUUUAAGAUGAGACCUUCCCUUUGUUUGAUGGACUUACCAUAGCUCGUUUUUCAACCCGUUCCCAUAUCGACACCUGAAGCCUCGACAAUGAAGUCCCUCUUCCUAGCCCUUCCGGGCCUGGCCCACGCGGCUCUUCGUUUCGGUUGCUCGACACUGACUAUCGAGCGUCUCGACCCAGUUGUUGAGCCUGGGAAUAACCCCUCUGCCCAUGUUCACCAAGUCGUUGGUGGAAACGCGUUCAACGCUACUGUUGACACCUCGGUAGAUGUUGGAAACCGCGCGACUUGCACCACCUGCAUCUUUUCCGAAGACAAAUCCAACUACUGGACCGCCACACUGUAUUUCCGUGCCCGAAAUGGAUCAUACCACAAGGUGCCCCAGUACCCCAACGCUGUCUUCCACGACGGACAAGUCGGUGGCAUGACCAUCUACUACACACAACAGGACUUCUGGGACAAUGGAAACCAAAAGAUCACGAGCUUUCCUCCUGGUUUCAGGAUGACUGUUGGCAGCCCUACCACCGAGACUCGGGAGCAAGCCCAGCAGUACAAGGGGCUGAGGUACACCUGUCUACAAGACAUUCUCACUCGUGGUAGUGAGACAUAUGACUUCCCCAAGCAGCCUUGCCCCGCUGGAAUUAUGGCCAUCCAUCACUUCCCCGCUUGCUGGGAUGGCAGGAAUCUGGACUCACCCGAUCACCAAUCCCACAUGUUCCUCACCGGUCACGGCGGGUUCCGAGUUGCCGACCCUUGCCCGGCUUCCCACCCCGUCCGCAUGCCCCAAGUUGCGUAUGAGACCAUGUGGGACACUUCUGUGUUCAACGACAAGGACCUUUGGCCUGAGGAUGGUUCGCAGCCAUUUAUCUGGUCGACUGGUGAUACAAAGGGGUACUCCACCCACGCUGACUACUUGUUUGGCUGGGAGGGUGACUCGCUGCAGAGGGCCAUGGAUUCCAACUGCUUCUUCCAACGGUGCUCGCUGGGCAAGUAUCCAGAGGGUGUGCUCAAAGUCCAGACACCUGAGGAGCAGAAUGCUUGCAAGAUUGAAACGACGGUCAAAGAGCCGGUGGAUGGCUGGCUUGACUACCUUCCUGGCAAGCCGGAGACUGCUCUGCGUCGCUAAGAGAGGAUGUUUCCAUGGUGGCCACUAGACUGUAGCGCUGGAAGAUGGAACCACAGGGUUGAAGAGGGUUGCACUUCAAGAAGUAGAUCCGGCAUCAAGACAUACAUAUACAAGAGCCAUUUGUCAGAUUUACCAAAUCAUGAUGAAAAG